Molecule: messenger RNA, 11153 nt
Organism: Hydractinia symbiolongicarpus
Lineage: Eukaryota; Metazoa; Cnidaria; Hydrozoa; Anthoathecata; Hydractiniidae
Product: protocadherin Fat 4-like
Exons: 6
Coding region: 377-10294 (3305 amino acids)
Biological process (GO): homophilic cell-cell adhesion
Cellular component (GO): plasma membrane
Molecular function (GO): calcium ion binding
Source: RefSeq, a predicted model, not a curated record
GUGAUCGAGAUGAUGUUGGUCGCAACGCUGGAUUUCUCAGUUAUGUCCAAAGUUACUCUUUAUGCAUUUAAGACUUACAGGAAUUCCGUAGCUAAGGUUACUUAUUUUCAAGACAGGAUUAAACAAAAUAUAUAACAUAAAGUGAUCAGAUACAAACAGGAAACAACUCGCGUAGAGCGAGCUGUUUAUAAAAGUGUGUUUUUUCGGCUGCCGUCUCAAAAUGUAUUUGCCCAAAGGGAUACCGAGCCAAUGGUAGCUCAAGUAGCUUCAAAAUACAUGAUUGUUCUAUUCCAAACUCCAGAGCGAGAUGAUUCGUAAGGACAGAAGAAAGUUGAAAAGUAUGAAAAAAUUAUUCAAAUGAAGUUAGUAAGUAAAGAUGAAAAGCUGCCUAUUUCUGUUGAUAAACUCAUUGCUACAAACAGCUGCCAAUACAAUCACUUUUCAUGUACCGGAAGAACAACCAGCUCACACAAAAGCUGGCAAACUACAAAAAAACCCUAAUUCACAUGUUACUUUACUUUUGCACGAGAAAGAUUUUUCUGUAGACAAAACAUCCGGGAUAAUCUAUACAAAAAAAGUAUUUGAUCGAGAGAAGCUAAGUAGGAAUGAAAGAAGGAAUGGUAUUAGACUUAUAUUUGAUGUGGAUGGUCAAACAGUCAAAGCUAUAGUUAAUAUUACAGACAUAAACGAUAACAUACCCUAUUUUCAGAAAUUGGUUUCAUGCUUUACAAUAAGUGAGGAUGUACCUAUAAACCACUCCAUAAAAAUUGAAGAAGCAGUUGAUAAAGACAUUGGUACCAAUGCAAUAACUUUAUAUCGUAUAAUUUCUGGAGAUAAAUUCAAUAACUUUAAACUUGUCAAAAAUAGAAAUGGAUUGUACCUUCAAAUCAUAAAGAACUUAGAUCGUGAGCAACAGGCAGAGAAUAUACUAUUAAACAUAACAGCGUGUGAUAAAUUGAGUAACCUUUGCAAUUUUGGUUUCAUUAAUAUAACAAUUGCUGAUGUAAAUGACAAUAAGCCAACAUUUUCAAAAAAUACCUACAAUGCCGAUGUUUAUGAAAAUACUACCAUUGGUGCUACAAUCCUUUUUGUCCACGCCUCAGAUGCUGAUAAAGGUUCUAACGCAAACAUUAUAUACACCAUUCAGCCACAGCAUACACACUUUACUAUAAACUCUCACUCAGGAGCAGUGAUUUUGCAACAGUCUCUUGAUUACGAAUACCGUAGACGUUAUACAAUCAUUGUAGUUGCUGCUAAUGUCCACCCACCUGUGUACAAAACCACAGCCACUGUUGUAGUCACUGUUUUAGACUGUAAUGAUAAUGCUCCAGACAUCAGUUUUACGUAUAGUUUAUCUGGCGUGUAUAAUGUUAUGGAAAACGAAAAGAUCGGUACCAAGGUUGGAACUGUUGUUGUUUCUGAUAAGGAUGCCGAUUUGCAGAGUAGCCAAGUAACUUUAAGUCUUACAAAUACAGAUCAAGCAUUCAAGCUUGAACAAGACUUGUCAAAACAAGGUGUCUAUAGCCUCUGUGUAAACAAAGGUAUUGAUCGUGAGAAAACUCAAAGAUACUUUGUAAACCUCACAGCAAUUGACAAUGGAAGUCCCUCAUUAUUAACUAUUCGCCAAGUAAUUUUAAACGUAGGGGAUGUUAAUGACAAUGCUCCAACCUUUCCACAGAAAUUGUAUAAAGCGUCAGUAAAUGAUUCGACACCCGUUGGAUCCAUUAUAUUAACUGUUUUAGCAUCAGAUUUAGAUAUUGGACCCAACAGAAAAUUAACCUAUGAAAUAAAAAACGAUUCAAGUAAUGGUUUUCUUUCCAUAAAUAAAACAACAGGAAAUAUUUAUAUAAGAAGGCCUCUUGAUCCAAAAGCAAUGCAGACAAUUCGGUUAGAUAUAUCUGCAAGAGAUCAUGGUUCACCUGUCUUAGUUGGAAACACAUCUGUGGCUGUUACUUUGAUCGAUUCAAACGACAACGAUCCUUAUUUUGAUCCAUACAUUAUGAAUUUUAAUGUAUCUGAAAAUAACAAAAGAGACAUUUUAAUUGGAAAAGUCAGUGCAAGCGAUCGUGACAUCGUCGGUUCAUCUGAGAUAGUUUACAAGUUAAACGACACGUCAUUUUACAUUGUUCCAACUACUGGCGUCAUCAGUGCUCGUCGUGUAUUCGAUCGCGAAAAGAAGGCGUAUUAUUAUUUGACGGUGACGGCGACAGACGGUGGUGGUCGGCAAGGCAACGGUUUAGUAGUCAUACGUAUUGUUGACGUCAACGAUUGCUCUCCGAAAUUUGAGAAGACAUUCUUGAAUUUGUCCAUACAUGAAAACUUUCCCAUCAAUAACGUGGUGGCAUACGUGAAGGCUGUUGACGAAGACGAAGGGAGCAACGCACGUUUGAUAUAUUCAGCUAGAUUCCAAGAAGACGUCUUUGCAAUCAAUCGAACCUCCGGCGGUGUUAUUUUAAAACAAUCGUUACUCAAACUAACUCAACGGAAGUAUAACUUUCAAGUAGAGGUGGAGGACGCGUUUGGUUUAAAAGGCCAAAACGUGGCGCGGGUGCUGUUAAAUGUUUUACCGAAAAACACUAAAGCGCCAAUCUUUCAGCAGAAGUCAUAUCAUUUCGCUCUCUCCGAGAACAACAAGAAGCAUAAAAUAAUUGGAAAAGUUAGUGCAAACAGACCUGUCUCAGGGAGUACAGCCUUUAUUAAAUAUCUUAUAAUUGAUGGCAACACUUAUAACCCCUUCAGUAUCAACAAAAAUGGCGAAGUCUCUGCCAAUCAAGUGUUGGAUUACGAGCGCAGACACAUAUACACGUUGCGAAUACAGGCUGUUGAUCUUUUAGAUCGUACUUUGACUUCGAUCGCCAUUGUUCGUAUCUCUGUUAGAGACGAAAAUGAUAACAAGCCAAUAUUUAUCUCCACAAAAAAGCGCAUCGAUGUUGAAGAAGGUGUCUCUAUCGGUCACAUACUGUAUGUAUGCAAAGCUUACGAUAGAGAUCAAGGAGAUACAAACCGCAUUGUUUAUAGCAUUUUCAACACGACUGGACCAUUUAAAAUCAAUAACAUCACAGGUGAGGUUACUACCACUGGUUCAUUGGAUUACGAAGCUGUACAAUCCUACUGGAUGGUUUUGCAAGCUGCCGACGGAGGUACUCCUGUGUUGGUGUCGCACAUUAAACUAGAAGUGCGUGUUAUGGAUAUUAACGACAACCCUCCAAUAUUCGAUAAAGCGUCGUACGUGAUUCAUGUGAAGGAGAGCUUAAAGGUUGGUACAGUCAUAACAACAUUAAACGCUUCCGAUCCAGAUUCUGGUAAAAACGGGACGUUUCACUUUAUUUUGUCACCGUCGUUGGACGCUAAAACAUUCUUUUGCGACAAAGACGGUGUGUUGUCAUUGAAAGAGGCAGUCGAUCGCGAACGCAAAGAUACCUAUGACAUUAACUUUGCUGUGCAAGACGAAGGAGUCCCACCGCAACGAAGUGAAGCCACCAUGAAGAUCGUCAUCGAUGACGUCAAUGACGAAAUUCCGCAAUUUGAAAAGUCUUCUUACUUCUUCGAACUGCGUGAAGAGCUACCUGCUGGCACUGAAGUUGGACAAGUCAUCGCACACGACGACGACAUAGGUGAUAAUGGCCAAUUUACAUACUCCAUGCUCAAUGAUAAUGGUUUGUUUAAAAUAACUACUCGAAAAGGAACAACUGCGAAAGAAAAUUCUGUAUGUGUGAUAACAUCCAGCAGGCCUUUCGACAGUGAGACAGAUCAAAACAGUUUUACAGUCACUAUUGUAGCAAAAGACCGUGGGCAUCCGGCAAAUGAAAACCAAGUUGUCGUUCAGAUCGAAAUUAAAAACAUCAAUGAUCAUCGGCCAAAGUUCUCUCAAGGUCUUCCCUACCUCUCUUGCCUGGUAGAGGGGACUAAUAAGAAUGCUUUUGUUACGAAAGUUGGUGCAGCAGACCUUGAUGCUGUUCAGUUGCCUUUAAAGUAUUCCCUUGUGGCGUUGGUUGACGAGGAUAAAGCCGGUCUAAGUUUAUUUCGUAUAAAUCCGACUAAUGGAAGCGUGUAUACGAAGACCAAAAUCCUGCCCAAUCAUAAACGGAUAUAUGAAGUUACGGUUUCUGUAAUGGAGAUAGGAACGGAUAGCCCCAUGUUUAACUACCAGAAGUUGGUUGUAUUUGUUGUACCUUAUAAAAGUCGAACAAUUUUUAACGAAAACUGUGUUCAAGCGGCAGUAAAAGAAUCCCGUCGGCCUAAACAUGGAUCCAUCACUACAGCAUUUCCUUACGACAGCUCGUACGUGAUUGGAAGUUACAAAAUCGAACAAGCAACCAACCCUAAUCGACAGUUCUCUGUGCUCAAAACGACUGGAUUGAUCAUGCUCGACUUAGAUCUAGAUCGUGGAAUAAGGAGUUAUUACCAAUUAAAAGUUACAGCUGAAGGGAAAAAAAACGGAAAGACUCACAAGGAUUACAUCAUUGUAAAUAUAUUCGUCAUUCCAACUAAUCACGAUGCUCCUUCUUAUCCAAAUAAUCCGGAAAGAUUCGCCAUUAGCGAAGACUCUAAGCCUAGUACAGUGUUUACCACUUUAAAACUAGCUACAGAUAACGAUGAUGGUAUGGAGGGCACGUUUAUGUACUCCAUUGCAGAAGCUUCCCCAGCUGAUGCCCCUAUCAAAAUAACCCCAAUAAAAAGGGAAAUUAUAUUUACAGAAUCGAUUGAUCGGGAGCAAAUUGAACAGUUUGUGUUAAAAGUCCGCAUAACGGAUUUAGCUUUAGACGUAGCUGCUAGACAUUCACAGACGUUUACGAUAUACUUAGUUGUAAAGGACGUGAACGACAACAGGCCUGUGUUUGUGUCGUCUAACCAAUCAAAAGUGAUGGAAGACGCCGCUGUUGGCACUUUUGUAACAACUAUUAAAGCCGAAGAUCCCGAUAGAGGAUCUACUAAAACUUCAAUCUUAUACGAGAUCUUGUCAGGAAAUGAAGAUCAAACAUUUUGGCUUAAUUCUUUCCAGGGACAUUUAAAAACGCAAAAAAACUUGGAUAUUUAUCGCCGAAAACAAUACAAGCUUGUAAUCGUCGCGAAAGAAUAUCGAGAUCCAGCCUCGGCAAAGAAAAUCCCUUCUUUAAACGCCACCGUCGAUGUUAUUAUUGACGUGGUGGACGUUAAUAAUAAUAUACCGCAAUUCACGAAGAAGGAGUACGUAGUAAACGUGAUGGAGAACAAACCGGCUGGUUCAUUUGUUAUGCAGUUAAAUUCUACAGAUGCGGAUAUAAACCCGGAAUAUAAAAAACCUUACUACGAGCUUCUUGUUGGUUACGAGCUUUUCGACAUUGAUACAAACACAGGUGUUCUCACAACAAAAAUAACUUUUGAUCGAGAAACUGUUCCAUCGUAUAACCUGACAGCGUCUGUUUCAAAUUUUGCAUCGAACGACAAAACAACUUGCCUGAUAGUCAUAAAUGUCGAAGACGAAAAUGAUCAUGCGCCGAUAUUCGUGCCAGAUGGUAGUAUAAUGUUGCAUGUUCUCGAGAAUUCCAAGCCAACAUUUCUUCAUAAAUUUCUCGUCAAGGACAACGACAUCGGCACGAACGCCGAAGUGGAAUACGCCAUUUCAAAGUUUCACGGAGAUGAUGCGUUUCACCUGGACAGUAAAACCGGAAAGCUGUCUGUUCUCAGAAGACUUGAUCGUGAAGCGAUCGAUAAAUACGAAUUUCUAGUUGAAGUUCAUAACACAAGCCCGCCAAAGCAAAGGGCGCAACAAAAUGUGACCGUCAUAGUUGAUGAUGUUAACGACGAGAAGCCAGUGUUUCAACAAAAAUCAUACAUAAAAAAUAUGAGGGAAAACAAAGUUGCGAAUGUGUCUGUUGUUCAAGUGAAGGCGAUUGACAAAGACAGUGGCACAAAUGCAAACAUACGCUACACGUUACUCGGAGACGGGGAUGGGUAUUUUUCCGUGAACCCACAUACCGGAGAAGUUUUCUUGCUGAAAGAAUUAGAUUACGAGAAGACAAAAUUAUAUCACUUGAAAGUUAAAGCAACCGGUCCCGAAAAUAAAUUUUCUGAUAUGGCUAAUGUUACUGUACGAGUGAUAGACCAAAAUGAUAACAGUCCUGUUUUUGAAAGUGGUGUUUAUGCAGUAACCGUGUCGAACAUUGCUAUGACACCCGUUGUCAAAGUAACUGCAACAGACGCCGAUGAAGACGGUAGGCAAAAGGUGACUUACUAUAUCGACCCACCGAGUCGAGAAUUCGCGAUUAACAAACGAACGGGUGCGAUUCGAAUUAUCAAUCCAACUCUAACACAAGGGCAAUAUCGCUUACAUGUCAAGGCGCAAGAUGUUGGUUUUAGCCAGCACAAAACGUUUGUUCCCGUUUUCAUUACCAUUGGCAACCCGAAUAAAACGGUUUUGUCAUUUUUGAAUAAAUCGGUCGUGUUCAGUUUGCAAGAAAACCCAGCACCAAAUACUCAGCUUGGUCGCAUAGUGGCUGUAAGCACUUUAAAUAAAUCGAUAUGGUAUCAAAUAGUUAAGGGAAGUAACCCAGGACAUGCAUUCGCGAUUACCAGCACAGGCGAACUCUACGUCAAUAACAGUGCAGCCGUGGACUAUGAAACAAACCCUGGCUUUUUUUUAGGUGUGCUCGCAACCACGCGUGAUGGUCCCAGUUCGAUCAGUUCUUUUUUAAAUGUCCUUAUCAACUUAACCGACGUCAACGAUAAUUUUCCAAGCAUUCACCCGAAAGAGUCGGAAUUUGAUUAUCCCGAAACGAACGAAAAAGACUUGCAAGGGACUAUGAUGGCUAAAUUUAUUAUAAGUGACAACGAUAAAUUGGAUAAAUACAAGCUGAAACUUGAAAUCAUUAGCGGUAAUGAUAACAAAGUGUUUGCUAUCAGGCAUAAUUAUUUAGUGCUUAUGAAGAAUAUCGACUAUGAACAACAAAAGAAAUAUCACUUGGUGGUUCGAGUUACGGAUACAGCCAAUCACUGGGACGACAGCAAAAUCACAAUUAUUGUGCAAGACCAAAACGACAAUCCGCCUGUUUUGCCUAAAUUGAAACCAAUUCACGUGAGUGAGGCCUCUCCAGUGGGAACAGUCAUUACAACAAUCACGGCUGUCGAUGUCGAUACAAUAAAAAGCGAAAUUAAGUACAGCUUAGAGUGCCUGCGUUGCCAUUCUGUGUUUAAUAUUGACAGUCAACUUGGCACGCUGACUUUAAGCGAAAGACUUGAUUAUGAACGACAAACUCGGUAUGUAUUGAACAUCUCUGCGUUUGACACCGUUCACAGGUCGUACACUGAGCUGAGAAUUAAAGUCGACGAUUCGAACGAUAACAGUCCCCAAUUUAAUCGAGCGGAAUACUCCGUCAACGUGACGAACUUCUUGAAAAUGCACACGUAUAUUACUAAAGUAACGGCUACCGAUUUAGAUAGCACCUGGUACGGACACGUGCAAUAUAAGGUCGACCCCCCAAAGGAUGCGUUUACCAUCGAACAGGAGACUGGAAUCAUAUUCACAAAUAAGGACUUCACGUUUCCUUCUGAAGUGAAAACGUUCAAGCUGGGCGUUUUAGCUUACGAUUUUUUGGGAAGAAAUGGUAGUAAAAGCUCCACGGCUACCGUAUUAUUAACAAUCUCCGGUAAAAAGGCUAUCAAUCUUGUCUUCGGAAGAAGUGUGUAUUACCUGACAAUUUCGGAGGGCGCAACAAUCGGUUCCCAUGUUGACAAGGUACUUGCGACUCCCUCUGAUGUUUACCAACCCAUACAGUAUCGCAUAUUAGAUAAAGGUAAUGAUGGCGAUGCGUUUAGCAUUGGUGUGUACUCGGGAGAAAUCAAAGUUAACAACCCGUUAGACAGAGAAAAGAAAGAUGGUUAUACUCUAGAGAUCAUUGCGACAGCCCACGAUUUAAAUAUAUCUGGCAAAUGCGUUGCGAGAAUAAAGAUUGAAGAUGCUAACGAUAAUUCGCCAUAUUUUUUGAAGAAUUCGUAUAAUAUCUCUGUAAAGGAAGACGUAAAUAUUGGUUCGUCGUUGAUUCAGUUGACGGCGUAUGAUUCCGACGAUCCGACGACUGGCAACGCGAAAAUUAAAUACGAAAUUCACUCAGGACAGGAUUUAUUCGGUUGGUUGAGCAUAGACCCGGACACUGGUUGGGUGAGUACUGCAAAAGAACUGGACCGUGAAACCACUUCGCAAAUCAAACUGACUAUUAAAGCGGCUGACCGGGAAGGAUUAGGACGAAAAACGUUCGUUAGUUUAAACGUAACAGUUCUUGACGUUAAUGACGAAACACCGCAAUUUAAAGUUCAAGUUCAAGUUCCUUUGAAAAUCAAAGAAAAUUUACCUCCCAAUAGCAUGGCUUUAAAAGUAAAUGCAGUAGAUAAAGACGAAGGCUCGAAUGGUUUGGUCAAUUAUCGCAUUAUCAACGGGACAGGUGUGAGUAAAUUCCACAUGAAAGAUGCUACCAGUGGCUGGGUGUACACAACCAAGUCGUUGGAUUACGAACAGGUCCGUGUGUACAGUCUGAGUGUGCUAGCCAUCGAUAACGGCAAACCGCCCAGAUCUGCAAGCUUCGAAUAUCAAAUUACUGUGGAAGACGUAAACGAAUAUCAACCGGAAUUUUUAAAACAGACGUACGAGUUCAAAAUUCCUGCUAGCCUAAAAGUUGGUAGCGAAAUAGGAAGGGUGAAUGCGACAGAUAAGGACGGUGGCACGGCUGGGAUAGUACGCUAUUUGAUAUUCCCGAUAAAUAUCGAAGAGUUCUCUGUUAAUCAAACGAGCGGUGUAAUUGUUGUUAUGCAAGACCUUCGCCGAAAUAGAGAAUCCAAGAGAAAUAGACGAAGUGUUGGCGACCAACCUCUUUCGUUUAAAGUGCUUGCAGAUAACGGUCCUAACACGACCGCGAGUAGUACAGAGAUAACGGUUGCUGUUAAUUUUACAUGUCCAGGAUGUGCUCGUAUAACUACCGAAAUUAUACAUGCACCUAAGUCCGCAACCAUAUCCACCCUGGUGAUAGUGGCAUCAGUGUCUGUGUUCGUAUUAGUGUUGUUUCUAUUGUGUGUCGUGGUUUAUUGCCGUCGCAAGAGAACUUGUCUACAACAAACUAACCAAAGUCCAUUUUGCAAGCCGAAAAAAGACAAUUUGGGACCUAGCUCAUCGGUGGAACGCGAACUUUUGCACAGUAACGCCUCGUCUUUCGAUCCUUUACAACCUCCCUUUUUUUCAAGCUACAACAACAAGCCAGAAACCCAGACCUCUUCUGAUACAGGAGGUCUUGUUCCAGAGAGUGGCAAUACGGUAAGAUCUGUGUCAGCUACCGAUAAAGCAAGCACAUAUUCUUUCGGUAUUUAUCAUGAACAAGCUAUUCCAGAAUCGGAAAUCCGACCAUUUUCGGAUACAUUGUCCAGCAUGAGCCUAAAAGAUCUCGAGCAAGAUAGCGUAUUUGCUUAUCCAUCGACGAAAAUUAAAAAAAAGCCAACCAGAAGCUGCGUGUCUAGAUCUACCCAGCAAAGCAGCUUGUACAGCAUCAGUUCUAGCACGGCAGUAACUUCUUUUACACGCCCGCCUGCUCAAAAGCAAUCUAAAAUCACCGAGCGUGCUAGUAGUCACGAAAGCUUGAAGGAUUUCCGAGAAGAAGGAGGUGGUGAAGCCGCGAGUGGAAUCGAUGUUGGGAAUCUCCUUUAUGUCAAGUUAGCAGAAGUAGACGCUGAGGAGCAAGAUGCUGUCAUGGAUGGAGUGAGACCAUUCCAAGAGGAAGGAGUGUUAUCUCACGGCGAUUCUCUGAGCACGAUUAUUGGUAGUGAAGAUGACCUUCGAGGGAACUAUGAUUAUAAGUAUAUGAAUAACUGGGGACCACAAUUUAAUCCGGUGAAUUCUGUUUUCUCGGAGAUAGGUAGAACUAACAAACUCGCAACACAUUCGAUACCAGAACACAGCGUAUUGAAUACUACUGAUAAUCGCUAUAAUAACUGUACAAGAGAUCAAAAUAUACCAAAUCAUCCGGAUGAAAUCCCGUUGCAAGUACUAAAAUCCGGACGAACAAGCAUGCUGUCGUCUGUUCCAUCAUUACCGCGUACACCACAAGAAAUCCCGUCAGCUUAUACGUCCGGUGCACUAUCGCCGAACUUUACUCCGGCACUUACGCCGCUUGUAUUUCGUUCACCGUCGGUUUCCUCGGUCGGUACGCAAGAAAAUUACGGAUCCCACUCACCCGGUGCGGGUGGGUUUAAAAUCGGACUAACUUCUCCAUUGCACAGGACAGAAAGCAUGAUUACGUUAUCCGAUAUUGAUGUUUCGGACGAAGAAGUGUAACUGUUCUCGUACUGGUUCAUUGUUUGCUUUCUUGUAACAAGAAAGUUUUAUGCUGCACAUCAAAAGAUUUCCUUCGAAAAAAGGAGGACAUGUAUAUUUUUUAUUUUUAACACGGAUGUGAUCAGUUAAAUAGCUGCUUGGAAUUCAAUAUUUGAACGAAAUUUAUCAGUUAGUCUGUAAAUAAUUUGUUUGCUGUAACGCGACAAAGCCUGAUAAAAUCUCGCCUGAAGUUUGUAACAAAAUAAAGUCCCAGUUACCUACUUUCCCACCUGAAAGAAUGGCCCUCCCUCCUUGCGUUAUUUUUUCUACCUCGCGUUCCAGCAAACGAAUACCUUAGGGUGAAAAAAAGGGGCGAGAAUAAAAUAUUACGGAACCAAUCAUUGCCUUUACGCUACCUUGAAGUAAACCUCAGAUAAUCUCAUACAACAUAAAUGUCCUAGAUUUCUGUGCUCUAUAUGUUGCGACCUUUUCUGCUUACAACAAAAGUACGUUUUGCGAAGUUUUAUCAGCAACGAAGUUUUCCAAACAAUUAGAAAAACCUUUAUUAUUCGGUCAUUAUAAUCGUUAACAGUGUUAGCAUGUCGAAAACAUCGACUUUGCUCAUUCUUUUUCGAAACAAAAAUCUUAACAUUGCACAAAAAUUGUUAAAAAUCAAAUCACUUAAUUGAAUACCUAUUGCGUUUUUAUUUUUUUUUUUAUUUUUAUAAAUAUUUAUCAAGUGAACUAUUUAAAUCACCUUCGAAAUUCAAGAAAGAGAAUUUAUUUUCUUGGUAAUUUUUUUAAUGGUUUUUAUCAUUAGUUUUAACUUAUACAUUAAUAUGAUUAUUUCGUAAAAAACAUGUCAUGUAAAUAUAUCCUU